Molecule: messenger RNA, 5355 nt
Organism: Coturnix japonica (Japanese quail)
Lineage: Eukaryota; Metazoa; Chordata; Aves; Galliformes; Phasianidae
Source: RefSeq, a predicted model, not a curated record
CCCGGGGCGGCAGCGGGGCUGGGCAGAACCGCGGGGGGACUGGGGCGGGUGUGGAAGCGGGGUGUGCCGGGCGCUUCUCCCCGCUGUCCGGUGAGCGCCUGCGGAGCGUUAGUGGCCCCCGGAGGAGGAGGAAGGACGGGUUACCGAGGGGCUGUCUGAGCGCGGUUUGCCUCUGUCCACAGGCAGCGGCGGUCGCCGCGGGGUCCAUGAGGCCCGGGCUCACGGCUCGCCCCGGCUCCGGCAGCGCCCUGGUGCGGCGGUGAGAUGGGGGGCAACCUGGGCUGCCACCGCUCCAUCCCCCGGGACCCCGCCGACCUGUGCCACAGCCGCAAGUUCAGCGCGGCGUGCAACUUCAGCAACAUCCUGGUCAACCAGGAGAGGCUCAACAUCAACACGGCCACCGAGGAGGAGCUGAUGACUCUGCCCGGGGUCACCCGAGUGGUGGCCCAGAACAUCGUGGAGUACCGGGAGUACAUCGGCGGCUUCAAGAAAGUGGAGGACUUGGCGCUGGUGAGCGGGGUGGGGGCGGCCAAGCUGGAGCAGGUGAAGUUCGAGAUCUGUGUGAGCAGUAAGGGCAGCUCUGCGCAGCACUCGCCCAGCUCCCUGCGGAAGGACCUGGCCUCGGAGCACCACCUGUCCGCCACCAAGAUCAAUAUCAACACAGCCACGCCGGCACAGCUCAUGAGCAUCCGCGGCAUCACCGAGAAGAUCGCCAACAGCAUCGUGGACUACAGGAAGGAGCACGGGCCCUUCAAAAGUAUCGAGGACCUGGUGAGGAUGAACUGCAUCAAUUCUUCCUUCCUAGACAAAAUCCGGCAUCAGAUUUUUGCGGAGAGGUCCCGACCCCCUUCAACGAACACCAAUGGUGGCCUCAACUUCACAGCCAAGCCUCAUCCCAGCCCCACUUCUCUCAGCCUCCAGAGCGAGGACUUGGAUUUUCCCCCUGGGGGCCCAACCCAGAUUAUCUCCACUCGCCCCUCUGUGGAGAUGUUUGGGGGGCUGAGGGAUGGCAGACCUGUGCUGAGGGUGGCUACGUGGAACCUGCAGAGCUGCUCCAUCGAGAAAGCCAACAACCCAGGUGUGCGGGAGGUCAUCUGCAUGACGCUGCUGGAGAACAGUAUCAAGCUUUUGGCUGUGCAGGAGCUGCUCGACAGAGAAGCACUGGAAAAGUUUUGUAUGGAGCUGAACCAGCCGACGCUGCCAAACAUCCGCAAGUGGAAGGGCCCUAGAGGAUGUUGGAAGGGUGUUGUUUCCGAAAAACCAUCAGGCCAGCUACCAAAGGGAGUUGAAUAUUCCGGUUUCCUCUGGGAUACAACAGCUGGCAUUGAGCUGAAAGAUGCUUCUUCUCAGGAGAAUGUACAGACUAAUGGCAAUGGGAGACACUCAUAUCCUCACCCGUAUAUUGCACAUUUCAAGGUUGGGAUGAAUGACCUAACACUGGUUAACCUUCACCUGGCCUUGGCUCAUGCAGCGGGGGACAACACGGGGAAGAACCACGACAGCCACAAGCUAGCGACCUUUGCACAGACCUUGCAGGAGACUCUGAAAGGUAUGGCGUUGUCUUCCUUCCAGUUAGUAUCUGCACGUAUCUAAUGAAAAGGAACUUAAAAUGUGUAUCUAACUGCCUUACUGCAGCUUUCACAAAUUUCCUCACCUCCUGUACGUAGCCUUUACCUUUCUUCGAAUGAUACACAGCUUGCAAAACAUGUUUUUUUUUUCUGUUCAUUAUCUUACAUUCUAUUCUAAUUAGCACAAAUACCUCAUAAGAUCCUACUGGCUUCAACCACGCUUUUCAAGUGAAUCUCCUUGUGAUUUUGUUCUAGCAUAGGAGCAAAUUGAAACAAGCAGAAGGAAAAGAUACCGGGUUAAAACUGUGUUUGUGGAAAUGGGAUCUACCAUUUCUAUCAUCUAUCAGAACAAAACUUGGCGGCUUUUUCCCAUAGGAAGUUUGUUCUUUGUUUGUUUUUGGAUAUUUGGAGGUGCUUGCUAAUGAGAAAGCAGACCAGAAACCAGCUUUGGUACAUGGAUGUGAUAAAUAGAACAAUUCUGUUGGUUUCAGAUGAGUUGCUCUGGUUUUGCACCAGGAUGAGUGACACCAGAAUUUGUAUCUCAGCUUGAGCAACGUAACAGACAGCUGAAUUUCUUCACCUCAUUUCUGAGAAUUUGCUUCUUAUUCUGAUACUUGCAAAUUUAACUGCAUUUCCAGUGGAGCAGAACAGCUGGUUUCAGAUUCAAAGCGGUGUUGGCGUUGGUGAUCUUUUCAUAGGACCUGAGAAAUCUAGCCCUUUGCUUACCGCUUAACAAAGAAGUACAAGGGUUACGGGGUUAUAGUCAUGAUGAUUUUCCUCUUGGCAUAGUUUUGCAAGGUCAGUCACUUGAAAGCAUUAAAAUCCUCUUGUAUAACACGAGAGGUAAUUAUUGUUUUUAUGCACGCUCCGUUGUUUUUCCUUUUGAGCUGCAAGAAAUCAGAGCUAUUUUUAAGUGCUACAGAUUGAAGUAUUUGUCCACAUACUUUGAGAAAGAAAAGGAUGAAGGCAAACAAAAGGGUCAUUUGUUUAAUCCCAGAAGGCUGAAUCAGGAUGCAGAUAACCAUGUAGCUCUUCCGAAGUCAACAGAGAUGCAUUUCCGCUGCACCUAAAUUUAGCUUGUUGACAUUAGGGCUUCUUUUCGUUUGUGUUUUCAUUGUCAUGUGGUGGGCACAGUACUGUUGUUCUUGACUUCAUCUUUCACAAAAGGUGAAGUUCAAAUUCCUAACAUGUGGGAUGCAGGUCUUGUUUCGUAAACAAAUACUUGUGCACACGUGUUAUUUUGAGUACUGAAUUACUCUGCCAAAAUCGAUGCCAGGCUUAAAAUUACCACCGUUCUUUUAUUUUUUCAAUGCCGAUCCAUAAAAUAUGAUUAAUUAAGACUUUGCCUGUUGCUUUUCCAGUCAGUCUGUGUUUCUCAUCCCAUUUUGCUGGCAGGUGCCUUCUUUGCUGUCUUACAAAGAAGACAAGCUCAAGAAGUUCAGUUAUGCACAGGCUCCUGUAAUGUCUCCAUCCCCCACAGCAGCAGAGUACCCAUAUUUCUCCCAUCAGAUGAGUGGGUCCUGGUUUCUUCUGGUCCUCCUUUCCUCUCAGUGGUACCAGAAAGACUCGGUGGUUGUUUGCUGCUGGUAACUAACUCUGCAGCAACCCUUCUGCCUUCUCUUAAGCACUCUACCUGUUCAUCUCCACUGUGGUGACUGUGACCAUACAGACAUUAUCCCAGGUGUGCUGGUAGUGCUUGGACCCAGAGUUGGCUUAGUCGUCUUCUCCCAUCUGGCUUGGCCAUAUUGCAAAGUACCCAUGCAUCAGGCACUAAGCCUAGAAGGCGUCUGAGAGGUGGUAGGGAGCUCCUUAGCAGCCUCGGUGCUGUUAAAUCCUUUCCAUCAUCUGGUUUUUGCGCUCUUCAGCAAAAAUGUGGGGGUUUGAGUGUCUGUUUAAUUCAUUAGGGGACUGAUUAGGGGCAUGUGGAAGUCAAGGGAGAGUAACCUCCAGGUAUCCCUUUGUACUGCUGUGGAACAACCAAGGGCCCCACCAUUGCUGCAAGACAACAAAAUGAAGCACUGCAGAUGUCUUCUGGCACAGAUGUUCAGCCAGGGAUUUGCUGCUAUGUGGAGCACCAGGAACUUCUGGUUGAGGGGACCAGAAAGAGACCCUUUCUCUUGGUGAUGGGCUGGAAAACAGUUUUGGCUUCUUGAAUGCUCACUGCACCCUGUUUAUCCCUUCUCUGUCCACUUUAUGUUGCGUUAUGAUUGUGCGCUUAUCUGUUCUGCAUGAGAAAGUUUAAAACAGAAUACAGUGACUCAUUUCCUGUGUAUACACCAGACUGACUUUGUACCUGAUUCCACGAACAUAUCUAGGUGUUAUUUUAACCUCUGUUAUUUCUGAGCUGUUCAGAACUGAGCAGUUAAAAUUUCUAUUUCUGAUUGUGAUUUUUUAAUGUAUUUUUUAAUAUAUUUUAAUAUAUUUUUCAUGUAAGGCUGGAGGAUUUGCUAAGAUAUGUAUUUUGUGCAGGAUCGAGAUGCUGUUGCUGGGAUUCCUGCCUGUCUAUAAUUUGUAAUCCCCAUCAAGGACUCACUCCCAACCUUUCCACAGUGGCCUUCUCCCCUUUAUAUCAGGAGCCAAGUGCUGCCUUGGCCAUUAAGCAAACUUUAUUCCUGGAGGAUUGCAGCAGUGCGGUUGCACUUGUUGCAGUUUCCUGCAGCAUCACGAUGCCCAGACAUGAAGCCAUCAGAUUCAGCCUCCUGCUCCAGAUCUUGGUGUUUUUUUUGCACUGCCAUCUCACAGUGAGCAUGCUGCUUGGCGUGCUGCAGGAAGGGAAGCCUGCCUGCCUCACCAAAUCAGAGCUGCAGAAGAGGAAGGUGGCAUUUCAGUGGCACUGUUAAAGCAUUUUGUUCAGAUCACGAGAACAAACCAGUUUUCUCCAGGGAAUUUGGUUCUUCCCCAUUAGAUCAGCUCUGAUUCUCUUUUGUGUUCUGACAGAUCUUAAAAUAACUUGUGCUCAGGCUUGGGUUUUUGUUUCUUUUAAAGGUGGGAAGGUCAGUAUCACCAGCACUUUGCAGAACAGUAUUUAAACUUCACAUCACAUUCAAUGUGAACACAGCUCACAAAGGGCAGAGAAGCUACAAGCAGUUUCAUUAUGUUUUCGUCACCUCUCUGCAUCUUAGCAAGCAGAGUGUUUAGAAAUAUGUGUUUGUUUGCUUUUUGUAAGUCAUAAACCAUCAGUCUCUCUGCCCUCCUGCCCUCUCUUAGUUCAUCUUUGAAGAUCUGCAGGCAGAGUGCAAUGAUUCUGUUGUUUAACUUGUGCUCCCUCUUUUGGCUAGCUACUCGUACAGCAACAGCACGCAGCAGGUCGGUUUAUCCAUGAGCACUGCUUAUGGUGGAGCAGUCUCUCAGUCCUCUUCCUCCGCACUUCAACCAGAGAAAGCAAAGGGACUUGGAGAAUAUAACAGUUGCCUUCUUUGAAAUUGGCUUUGUGAUCAUUUUUGGUGCAUUUGUGCAUCCUUGUUGCAGUUUUCUUCCUUCACCAGUACCAGGGGCUGUGUUGCAGCAGUCUUUGCUCGGCUGUCACGAUCCUGGAGCUUAUCACACCUUUAUGGCAGGAUUUUGAGGUGGGCUGCAGGCACGUCCAUUCUCCUCUUACCCAGUGCACAGCUGGGAUACCUCCAUCUCCAGAUACAGAGCUAUGGAGAGCACAUGCUGUGGAUAUAAAAUUAAGGCCAAGAGUUUCUUUUCUUACUCAGUUAGGGUUUCCACAGAAAGGCAGGCAUUUUGGACAAGUAUUUCAAGUCAUUUCCUUAGUUUCUUUGGAAAUUAAGCCCAAAUCUGUCAC